AUGACAAACAUAGCUAGGGAGCUCCUGAAGAAGCAAUUUAUAGAACUUUCGCGAGAUCACAACGCUGGUUUUUCUGUUGGACUUGUUGACGACUCAAACUUCUUCGAAUGGAACGUAUGCUUUGAAGGACCAAAAAAUACUUUAUAUGAAGGAGGUAUAUACAAUGCCACUCUUUCAUUUCCCUCGGAUUUCCCAAAUCAACCACCUCAAAUGAAAUUCACCCAAGAAAUGUGGCAUCCAAAUGUUUUCCCGGAUGGGAAAGUCUGCAUAAGUAUAUUACACCCACCAGGUGUGGAUAUAUACAACGAGCAAGAAAAGCCAGAAGAACGGUGGAGACCCAUCUGGUCAGUCGAAGGAAUUUUGGUUAGUGUAAUUUCAAUGUUAAAUGAACCCAACUUGGAAUCCCCUGCCAAUGUAGAUGCUGCGGUUCAAAUAAAAAACAAUCUGAACGAAUACAAAAAAAAAGUUCGCGCUUUAGCUAGAAUGUGCUAA
This is a messenger RNA of Plasmodium gonderi, 492 nucleotides long. Its product is annotated as ubiquitin-conjugating enzyme E2. The transcript has 6 exons. NCBI's taxonomy places the organism in Eukaryota, Apicomplexa, Aconoidasida, Haemosporida, Plasmodiidae. The record is from RefSeq and is a predicted model, not a curated record. Gene Ontology annotation, molecular function: ubiquitin conjugating enzyme activity. The coding region runs from base 1 to 492 and encodes 163 amino acids. Gene Ontology annotation, biological process: ubiquitin-dependent protein catabolic process; protein polyubiquitination.